AUGUCCGACGCAGGAGACUCGCAACAAAACCCCAUCUUGAAAGUCGAAAGCAACAAAGACCUCAGAAUCACCCUCAUCGGCACCGGAACUAUCGGCCUAUCCUUCGCCGCCUUCCACCUAUCCCACCUUCUCGGCCCUUCCCAACUCACCAUCUACGACACCCGGCCAGAUGUCGACCAAUACGUCGAAGAAAACCUACCGAAAUUCUUCGCAGAAGAACCCGCCGCAGCCGCUAUCUCCAACAUUCGCAUCGCGAAAUCCCUCGAAUCAGCUGUAGAAGACGCGCACAUCAUCCAAGAAUCUGGUCCGGAGAACCUGGCCUUCAAGAAAGAGCUGUGGGCGAACGUCGAGAAACACGCACCAGAACAUUCGUUAUUCUGGAGCAGCACGUCUGGUAUUCCGGCGUCGCAGCAAGCGCAAGAUAUGCAGGAUAAGUCGAGGUUGUUGGUCGUGCAUCCGUAUAACCCGCCGCACAUCAUGCCGUUGUUGGAACUAGUGCCGUCGCCGGAUACCUCGGAGGAAGUGAUCAAACGGACGCAGGAGUUUUGGACGGGUCGUGGGAGAGUACCGAUACAUAUCAAGAAAGAGACGACUGGCUUUGUGGCGAACAGAUUGGCGUUUGCGUUGUUGCGCGAGGCUAUCCAUCUUGUAGAUGAGGGGGUUGUUUCGGUGGAGGAGCUGGAUAGUAUCGUAGAGAGUAGUAUGGGGCCGCGGUGGGCAGUCGCUGGGCCGUUUAAGAGCUAUCAUGCCGGCGGUGGACCGGCGGGGUUAGAAGGCUUCUUUAAGAAUAUUGGGGGCACGGUGCAGGAUUGUUGGCAGGACGCAGGGAAGCCGAAUGUUGGGGACGGAUGGGAAAAGAAGAUCUUCAAGCAGUCGCAGGAUGCGUAUGGUACUGUAGAUGUCGGUGAGCGCGAUAGAUUGACGCGAAGAGUAUUGGAAGUGUUGAAGGAGGAGAGAAGCAAAGGCGCACAAGCCUCAGAGAACUGA
Messenger RNA from Alternaria ethzedia, 987 nucleotides. RefSeq lists its product as uncharacterized. Gene Ontology annotation, molecular function: oxidoreductase activity, acting on the CH-OH group of donors, NAD or NADP as acceptor; NAD+ binding. The transcript has a single exon. Gene Ontology annotation, biological process: fatty acid metabolic process. Lineage: Eukaryota; Fungi; Ascomycota; Dothideomycetes; Pleosporales; Pleosporaceae. Bases 1 to 987 code for a protein of 328 amino acids. The record is from RefSeq and is a predicted model, not a curated record.